This is a messenger RNA of Drosophila novamexicana, 2808 nucleotides long. RefSeq names its product ATP-binding cassette sub-family G member 1. The transcript has 11 exons. Gene Ontology annotation, molecular function: ATP binding; ATP hydrolysis activity; ABC-type transporter activity. Lineage: Eukaryota; Metazoa; Arthropoda; Insecta; Diptera; Drosophilidae. The coding region runs from base 1 to 2283 and encodes 760 amino acids. The record is from RefSeq and is a predicted model, not a curated record. Gene Ontology annotation, cellular component: plasma membrane.
AUGACACUCUUGCCAGACAUCAAGGCCGCAGAUGCCGCCUGCUGCGGCGGCGGCGGCGGCGGCGACACCAGCAGCAACAGCACCUGCACAGGUGACGGCCACAGCGCCCACUAUUCCGGCCAAGUUAAGGGGCACGGCUGCCUGGGCAUCAACUGUUGCACACUGGCAGCCGGCUCGGAGACAUCAAUAAACGAAACAUCGUCGUCGGCCUCGUCGGCGGCCAAAGUCAACAAUAAUCUUAACGAGCUACAGGCGCACAAUUAUCACUUCUCCCACUGCCAACCGGUGGACAUUGAGUUCUCAAAUGUGCGCUACGAGGUUCGCAAGUUUUCCUUUGCCGAGCGCAAAUUUGUCACCAAGGAGAUCCUGCACGGUCUACAGGGCGACUUUCGUUCCGGCGAGCUGACGGCCAUAAUGGGUCCAUCCGGAGCCGGCAAAAGCACACUGCUCAACGUGAUGUCCGGGUUCUGCGCAACCGGAGUCACGGGCAAUAUACGCGUCAAUGGCAAACCGAUGGCGACAACCUCUGAUCGGUUUCGCCAGCUCUCGUGCUACAUCCAUCAGGAUGAUCUGCUGCGGCCCCAGCUAAUGGUUGGCGAGAUAAUGCUUUUGGCGGCACACUUGAAGCUGGGCUUCGGCGUCACCAAGGCGCACAAACUGAAUUUGAUAAAGCACAUCUUGUCGCUGCUGGGUCUGGAGCAUCGCUACAAUGUGCACACGGGCAAGCUUUCUGGUGGCCAGAAGAAGCGUCUCGCGAUUGCCCUCGAGUUGAUAAGCAAUCCGCCUGUACUCUAUCUGGACGAGCCAACGACAGGACUGGACAGCUCCUCGUGCAGCUCCUGCGUGGCGCUGCUGAAGAAACUGGCUUCCCAGGGACACACGAUCGUGUGCACGAUUCAUCAGCCAAGCGCACUGAUAUUCGAAAUGUUUGAUAAGCUGUACACGGUUGUGGAUGGGCAUUGCAUGUACCAGGGCCGAAUUCAAGAGUUGGUGCCGUUCCUUGCCGAUCAGCAGCUCGUGUGCCCCAGCUACCACAAUCCGGCGGACUACUUGCUGGAGGUAGCCGUUGGCGAACACCAAUGUGACCUCAACAAUCUGAUAGAGGCAGCGAACAAAAAGUAUUACGAGGAUGCCCAUCAAAAGCCAUACACGAACCAUUUAAAUGUCUCGCGAAUCGUAACAACUAUAAAAGAUUCAAUGAGUGGCAAGAAACUUAAUACGUCGGCUCAAGAGCUAUCCACGCUGGGCAUGUCGCAAUUAGCGAGGUACAGCUAUGUUGAGCCAUCCCAGCAAGAGCUCGGACUGGAGGAGAUCAAGGCGCUCAAUGCCCCAGCGGCAGACGAGCUGGAGCAGCCGCUGGCCGCGGGGACAAUUGCCGACCCCGACCCCGACCCCAGCCAGACGGCGAAGACGUCGAAGAAGCUGCGAACUGAUGUCAUCUCGGCGUCGUUUCUCAUGCAAUAUCUGCUCCUGAUGCAGCGCAUUUUGAUCUGCGCCAGACGCAGCUACUUUCUGUUGCUGGCCCGGAUCGCUUCGCACAUUUUCAUUGGCGUGAUAUUCGGCUACCUGUACAUGAACGUGGGAAACAGCGCGCACUCCGUGCUCGGCAACUACGUCUACCUGUAUGGCUCCAUACUGCUCUUGGUCUACACCGGCAAAAUGGCAGUGGUAUUGACCUUUCCGCUGGAGAUCGAUAUGCUGACCCGGGAGCACUUUAAUCGCUGGUACAAGCUGGGACCCUACUUUCUGUCGCUGAUCUCCUUUGAGAUACCCUUUCAAAGCCUUUGUACGGUUUUGUACAUUGUUAUCAGCGCACGGCUAACGGACAACGAUAGUGGAGAGCCCUUCCGUAUGUAUUACUUCAUAUUGCUGGCCAUAUUGGCCAGCCUCAGUGCACAGGCAUGGGGCUUCUUUGUGGGCGCCACGCUGCCAACAAAGCUUGCCGUCUUUUUGGGUCCAAUACUGGCGGUCAUGUUUUCCGUGUUUGGCUUUUGUACCCGGUAUAUUGACAUAACGCCGCUCUUUCGUUGGAUGUGGCAUCUGAGCUAUUUCCGGGCCGGCUUUCAUGGUGCGCUGAACGCCUUUUACGGCCUGGACCGUGAAUUUCUGGAGUGUCCGGAGAAUGUCAUCUACUGUCACUUCCGCAGUCCCAAAGUCUUUCUUAAGUACAUGAUGAUCUCCGAUGUGCACAUGUCCGACUGCGUCUUGCUAAUGGCCAUUGUAAUUGCCGUGAUGCAUCUGCUGACGGUGAUCACACUCUGGCGCAAGCUGAACAAGCGGUAGGGAAUAGUCUUGUCGUUUAGUUAGUUGCUUAGCCUAGGUUGUAUAUUUAAGUCUAGUUUUAUGUUUUAUGCGUAUACAUAGCUGGUGUCUAUCGUUUGUUUAUUUUUUAUUAUUUUAUUACCGAUUGCGUUUGUUCGUUUUGUUCAAAAAAUAUUUCAAAUAAUUGUAUAUUUAACAUAACUAUUUAUUUACAUUAAGCUCAAGCAAAUUAUCCAUUUAUGUUUCUAUGUUUAACUGUUUAUCUUGCAUCAAAGACAAUAUUAUUAUUAAUACGAACUAUUUAUAAUAUCAUUGGCUUAAUUGUACUCAACAGGCUUUAGGGUAGUGGAUUUUAUUCUCCCAGUGUAGCAUUAAAUUUAGUUUUUAUAAGUGCUGAUAUACCAAAAAGGAACGAACAAAUUACAAAUUCAAUACACCCAACUAUGUAUAAUAGAUAUUCCAAAUUAGCGCUAAUGCGAAAUAGAAGCUUGCCGUUUAUAUAUCUUUUCAAUUUAGCAUGCCAAAUAAAACUUAUUCCGCUCAAAA